Ahaetulla prasina is the source of this 3522-nucleotide messenger RNA. RefSeq names its product solute carrier organic anion transporter family member 1A2-like. The transcript has 15 exons. The coding region runs from base 192 to 2330 and encodes 712 amino acids. Gene Ontology annotation, cellular component: membrane. Lineage: Eukaryota; Metazoa; Chordata; Lepidosauria; Squamata; Colubridae. Gene Ontology annotation, biological process: transmembrane transport; sodium-independent organic anion transport; bile acid and bile salt transport. The record is from RefSeq and is a predicted model, not a curated record. Gene Ontology annotation, molecular function: protein binding; bile acid transmembrane transporter activity.
CAAAAGUUUCACAGACGUCUACAAACAAAAAUGUACUUUCCAAGGCUGUUCUUUUGACUCUCGGUUUACUUACUGCCGAAAAGUUUUUGUUCGCUACUCCAGUCCUCCUUUUUUUCCAGAAGAAAUUCCAAAGUGCAUAAAAGUUGGGAUAAGAGAGCCUGUGAUUUGCCUCAAACAGGAUCGCCAGGGGUAUGGCUACGACAGAGACGGUCAGCAAGACUGAGGCAAAUAACUACAAAGACGACAUCCCACCUGAUCAGAAAAGCGACAUGACGGGCUCUAAGAAGUUAAUGUCUGCUUGUUCCCUGUCCAAACUGAAGGUAUUUUUAAUAUUAUUGUAUUUAGCCUAUCUGACCAAGACUAUGAGUGGAGCGUACAUAAACAGCAUGCUGACUCAGAUCGAGAGGCGUUUCAACAUCCCUGCCUAUCUGGUUGGAGUUAUCAAUGGAGCCUUCGAAAUGGGUGACCUACUGGUGAUCGUUUUUGUGAGUUACUUGGGAUCAAAACUUCACAGGCCACGCAUGAUUGGGCUUGGAUGUGCAGCCAUGGGUUUGGGAUGUGUUUUGAUAGCACUGCCUCAUUUUCUAAUGGGGAGGUACCAGUAUGAAACCACUGCUUCCUCUUCUGAAAAUGCUUCUUCAAGUAUGGCAGUUUGCCUUGCAAAUCAAAGUGACGUGUCCCAAUCUCCCUUGUUACCUUCAAAAGAAUGUGAGGAACAAGAAGGAUCUUUGAUGUGGGUAUCUGUGCUGAUAGGAAACAUAAUACGAGGAAUAGGUGAAACUCCCAUCACGCCUUUAGGCAUCUCCUACGUAGAAGAUUUUGCAAGAUCAGAAAAUUCUCCAUUCUACAUAGGCUGUCUACAAAUAGCAACUGUCUUAGGGCCUUUACUUGGUUUAAUGAUUGGCUCCUAUUGUGCCCAGUUGUACGUGGAUAUUGGAUUCAUAAACCUGGAGGAGGUGAUGAUAAACCUCAUGGAUGCCCGUUGGGUUGGUGCUUGGUGGCUGGGAGUUCUAGUAUGUGCCUUUGCAAAUUUCCUUGUUGCAAUCCCUUUCUGCUUCUUGCCCAAGACUCUGAUCAAAGAAGGGGAAGAAAACAAUGCGGAUGUAACAGCCAAGAGAAACAAAUCCCUCCUACAAGCAGAAAACACCAGCCAGGCUAAAAUAAAACUACGCGAACUUUCCAAGGAUUUUGUUCCUUACCUGAAGAGUCUAGCUCACAAUCGGGUUUACAUGCUUUUCCUUUGCAUUACCGUAUUUCAAUUCAGCGCUUGGAUCGGGAUGAUUACUUUUAUGCCCAAAUACUUGGAACAGCAGUAUGGAAUCUCUGCAUCGGACGCCAUUUUCUACAUAGGUGUCUACAAUUUACCAAUCAUAUGUGCUGGAUAUUUUUUUGGAGGCCUGAUGAUGAAGAAGUUCAAGAUAAACACAUAUCAAGCUGCCCACAUAGGGUUUUGGAGUUCCUUGAUUGAAUAUCUCAUCUAUUUCUCCGCUUUUGCUAUGUUCUGCAAGAACAGUUCUGUUGCUGGUUUAAGUGUCUCUUAUGAAGGGAUAGAAGAACUGUCCUACACAGAUGCAUACUUGUAUGCUGACUGUAACCGUCACUGCAAUUGCUCUACAAAGACUUGGGACCCUGUUUGCGGGGAGAACGGCAUUACUUAUGUUUCAUCAUGCCUUGCUGGGUGUGGCGUAUACAAUGGAACUGGGAAAAACACAGUCCUUACAAACUGUUCCUGCAUUUCAGCACCAGGAUUUCUAUUGGGAAAUGGUUCGGCGCUGCCAGGACAAUGCAACAGAGGGAAGACAUGUGACACAAUGCUGCAUUAUUUCUUAAUUUUAUCCUUAAUCUGCUGUUUGAUUUAUUCAUUUGGAGCCAUGCCAGGUUACAUGGUUCUCAUAAGAUCCCUAAAACCUGAGGAGAAGUCAUUUGGUGUUGGUCUCCACUCCCUGACAGAAAGACUUUUUGCUGGAAUCCCAUCACCAAUUUAUUUUGGAGCUAUGAUUGACAGCGCAUGUUUGAAAUGGGGAACAAAGACAUGUGGUGGAAUAGGGGCAUGUCGGAUGUACGAUACUGACAAAUACAGAUUGUUAUACCUUGGAUUGCCAUCAGCUCUCCGUGGGUUGUCCUACAUCCCAUGUGUGUUUAUACUCCUCAUUUUAAGGAAACAGGCCAAGGAUCAGAAAAGGCAGGACCUAGAAUUGGAGGCCAAAGAAGAAGAAAGCGAAGAAAGCAUGCAGAAGGAUAUGGCCGCUUUUCAGAAAUGUACAGAUUUUCAGCAAGAGACAGCAGAAACAACAGCGAAUGAAAACUCAGACCCCCCAAAAGACUUAUGAGGGGAAAAAAAACUGUAUCCCAAAGCAAUGAGGGGUAGGCUGCCUUAAUGCCUUUGUGUUCCUCAUAACAAUAUUUGAGGAAUACACACAUUUAGUACUCCAGAAAAUAGCGGGCAAUUAAAAUAGGUACAUUUCUACUGUUAAGGUUGUAAGAAAUACAUUAGAAUAGAAUAGAAUUUUUUAUUAGUCAAGUGCGAUUGGACACACAAGGAAUUUGUCUUGGUGCAUAGGCUCUCAGUGUAUAUAAAAGAAAAGAUACGUUCAUCAAGAAUUAUAAGGUACAAUACUUAAUGAUAGUCAUAGGGUACAAAUAAGCAAUCAGGAAACAAUCAAUAUCAAUAUAAAUUGUAAGAAUACAAGCAACAAAGUUACAGUCAUACAGUCAUAAGUGGAAGGAAAUGGGUGAUGGGAACGCUGAGAAGAUUAAUAGUAGUGCAGACUUAGUAACUAGUUUGACAGUGUUGAGGGAAUUAUUUGUUCAGCAGAGUGAUGGCAUUCAGGAAAAAACUGUUCUUGUGUCUAGUUAUUCUGGUGUGCAGUGCUCUAUAGCAUCGUUUUGAGGCUAGGAGUUGAAACAGUUUAUGUCCAGGAUAUUUUCACAGCCCUCUUUUUGACUCCUGCAGUAUACAGGUCCUCAAUGGAAGACAGGUUGGUAGCAAUUGUUUUUAACUUCUAAUACCAGGUUCUGAUCUGCUGGUGUUCUGUGUGUAUAUGUGCAAUUCAAUUAUUAUUAUUAUUAUUCUUUUAUUCAUUAAACAUGAAACUCUUUCAACUGAACAUUUAAAAAUGUAUCACAAAUACCAUUGACUGGUGCUAAUGGUUGAUACAGGUUGCUGCCAGCCUCCUAGGUAUCAACCAAGUACUUUCUUAAGAUGUACGAUGUUCUGAGUAGCACAAUUUUUUGCAGUGCCUCUGGUGUUAUUGCAGGAAGCUGCAAUUUCUUGAUGUGUUUUAUAAAAUUCUUGGACAUGGUACCAAGUGCCCCGAUGACAAUGGGUAUCACUGUCACAUGUUUCAUCCAUAACCGCGUAGCUUCCAUGGACAAGUCGCGAUAUUUCAUGAUUUUUUCCAGUUCUUUUUCUUCGACUCUGGCGUCUCCUGAUACAGCGAUGUCAAUAAACUGUACACUUCGGCCCUCAACAACCGUGAUAUCUGGUGUGUUGUGUUCCAAAUAACAAUCUGUCUGUAUUUG